AUGCCUCAAGUCCUUGGUGAAAAGUGCAAGAGUGCAUUUCACGUUGGCUGGAAACCAUGGCUUCCACCGCAUGGUGGUCUAAAAUCGUAUAGGAGUAGAGCACAUCGAGAAAGCAACUGCAGGAACAGAGAAAUACGAGGUGGAAGAAUUUUUGGAAGCGGUGCUUCCUUAAGACAUAGUUGCACAGAAUUAGAAAAGGCUCUCAAGAGACAGAGUUUGUACAGCAGCCCUUUCAGUGCGGUCAGUUACGCAAGCUCCUAUAGUCCAAAUACUAGUAGCCCCUACAGCAGUGGUUUCAACUCUCCCUCCUCAACACCAGUGAAAUCUGCUCUUGUGAAACAGCUCAUACCUCCUGGUACCUCAGGUCAUCUUAAAAGUUCAGCAGACAGAAACCCUCCGCUAAGCCCACAGUCCUCUCUGGACAGUGAAUUAAGUGCAUCAGAGAUGGAUGAAGACUCUAUUGGGUCUAAUUACAAGCUAAAUGAUGUUACAGAUGUGCAAAUUUUAGCACGAAUGCAGGAAGAAAGCCUCCGGCAAGAGUACGCAGCAACUGCUUCUCGGCGUAGUUCUGGUUCGUCUUGCAAUUCCACAAGGCGAGGCACGUUCAGCGAUCAGGAGCUUGAUGCACAGAGUUUAGAAGAUGAAGAAGAUGGCACGCACCACACAGUGCACCCUGCUGUUAACAGGUUCUCACCGUCACCUCGCAGUUCUCCCUGGCCUUCACCAAAACAAUCUCCAAGGAAUUCACCUCGCUCCCGAUCACCUGCUCGAAGCAUAGAUUACAGUAGAGUGUCUCCCCAGCCUAUGAUUAGCCGUUUACAGCAACCUCGUCUUUCACUUCAAGGCCAUCCUACAGAUUUGCAGACUAGUAAUGUCAAAAGUGAAGAAAAACUAAGGCGUAGUCUUCCAAACCUGUCCAGGACAUCUAACAUCCAAGCUGAGUCUGUGAAAAACAGCAGAAGUGACUCAAACUUCCAAGUGCCAAAUGGAGGAAUACCUCGCAUUCAACCUCAAGCCUCAGCCAUACCUUCUUCAAGUAAAUUCCGCUCACCUGCAGCACCGUCUCCCCUAGCUCUCCGACAACCAGUGAAAGCAUUUAGUAACCAUGGACCCAGUUCAGUCGCUUCUCCAGAAGCCACACAGCUGCCACACAGUAGUUCUUCACCAGGGCCUCUUGCAGCCCAGAGCUCAGGCUUGCCAAGCCCUGCCAGCAGUGUUAACAGUACUACUUUUACCAGACCGGCAGGGCCAGCAGGGAUGAGGAGUGGUUUGCCCAGACCCAGUGCCCCUUCUACAGGGGGCAUCCCAGUGCCUCGUAGCAAACUUGCACAGCCUGUUCGCAGAUCAUUACCCACUCCCAAAACCUAUGGCAACGUGAAAGAUGAGAGUUGGAAAGAUGGCUGCUACUGAACUGCAAAGCUUAAUGCAAAGUUCCAGUGCUCAUGGAUGCUUCCUCACCAGGCUAAAAGACAGCUUGAUUAUACAAACUGUUCAGAUGUGACUUUUGGGAUUUGUAAAAAUUCCAGACCUCUCUGUCUCUAAUUAGCACAAACUGGCAGAGAUUAUAAAGCAGCACUUUAAUGACAUCUAACAUCAGAUGUUUGGUGAUCAUACAAUCACUUCUACAUUAAAUUGCUAUCAGUUCUGGGUUUGGUUUUUUUUUUUUUUUCCUUGCUUGCUAAAAAUGUAUCAAUAUGAGCAUUUAUGACAGUGGCCAAUGUCUGGGCAAAAACCUAACGAAUGCCAAAGAAAUGCCCAUCUUGAAAAACAGCAAGUAUAACAGUCAACUUACAUUGUCCAAAACUUCAUUUUCAGCCUGUUUUAAUUCAGCAGCAAGAUUGGUGAAUAUGUACUAUUGAAACAAGACUACAUUAAUCAGAGCUAAUAUUCUGAUUGCAGACUGCUACAGUGCUAGUGAAACAUUGCUUUUAAUAAUUGUGUGAGAUUCUCAUUGGGGAAAGUGGUACGUACAUCCUUCAGAAAGAAUCAGAAGUGACUCUGGAGGAUUAGGCAGAAC
Messenger RNA from Pelecanus crispus (Dalmatian pelican), 2017 nucleotides. NCBI's taxonomy places the organism in Eukaryota, Metazoa, Chordata, Aves, Pelecaniformes, Pelecanidae. The record is from RefSeq and is a predicted model, not a curated record.